AACCUAUUUUGCGCACCUGGACCAACCAAUGGCGAAAGACGUCACCUGUUUUAAAUUAUCUACAUUAGUUCAUUUUUCACACGCUCCUUAAAAACGCAGUAUUCCUUUAAACAUCGGAUUGCAUUUUUAAGACAUCAUGGACGCGUACAUGACGUACAUUUUGUUUUUGUCUCUCAAACAAAAAAACUACCUUUUUAAGGGCUGCUCGUUACUGUGACACUGGAGAGCUUUUAAACGAAGACAAAUUAGAUAUGGUUUUGUUUAACUACACAAUAGGGUCAGUAGGAGGACAACUAAUAUGGAAAAAUCCAGAUAUAGCAAAGAAUAUGAUCCUUCAAGCGGACAGUGCUAUUUGCGUCGAAGAGUACUCACCAGAAGUGACUACUUUCGGAUGUGGCAAGCCACAUAAGGUGUUUGAUUUAUCGCUGAUGUGUGUGUAUGAUACGGACAGAUCUGGUACUAUAAUAGGAUGUAGAACUGGAUCACAUCUUCAGAACUGUGGUAACUUAUCAUUUUUAACCGUGAAAAUAUGCUGCCAAGAACAAUCAACUAAAGAUAAGAUGAUACGAAUUUUAAGAAUAUUUGAUGCGAAUAUGCAUGCGUAUGUACGUAAUCGUAGACUUUGAUGAUAAAGCUAUGAAACCGAUAACUUAUUACAAACAGUUAAGCCCGUUUUUAUACUGGCAGCAAAUGGAAGAUUUUUAUUUGAAUGUACUAAAAUGCGUUUAAUGGUUAAAUCAAAUAAAUUCAAGAGUUGUCAAAAACUAAAACAAAAAACAUACAUUUUCUAUUUUAC
This is a messenger RNA of Ruditapes philippinarum (Manila clam), 796 nucleotides long. RefSeq lists its product as uncharacterized. The record is from RefSeq and is a predicted model, not a curated record. The coding region runs from base 252 to 626 and encodes 124 amino acids. NCBI's taxonomy places the organism in Eukaryota, Metazoa, Mollusca, Bivalvia, Venerida, Veneridae. The transcript is spliced from 2 exons.